This is a messenger RNA of Punica granatum (pomegranate), 1513 nucleotides long. Lineage: Eukaryota; Viridiplantae; Streptophyta; Magnoliopsida; Myrtales; Lythraceae. The record is from RefSeq and is a predicted model, not a curated record.
AAGCACAAAAACCCCCCAUGGCAAAUUCAGCUCUGAGAAGCUAUAAAAGCAAGAAGCAAAGAUCUUGAAGAAGCUCUCCCCAUCAAAUUCAAUCCGAACCCCAUCAUCGCCCAGAUCUACCCAAUCGUUUCUCUUCAUCGGUUCCGAGCUUCGUCUUUCUCGGAGAUUGGAGAGAUGUGGGAAUCCAUAAUCCUGACGCUGGCCGCGACGGCGGGGAACAACAUCGGCAAGGUCCUCCAGAAGAAGGGCACCGUGAUUCUUCCCCCUCUGUCUUUCAAGCUCAAGAUUAUAAGAGCAUAUGCUCUGAACAAAACUUGGGCAAUAGGCUUUCUAAUGGAUAUAGUUGGAGCCUUGUUGAUGUUGAGGGCGCUUUCUCUGGCCCCGGUAUCUGUCAUUCAGCCUGUCUCUGGAUGUGGACUUGCAAUUCUGUCGGUUUUUUCUCAUUUCUAUCUUAAGGAAGUCAUGAAUGCUGUUGACUGGAUGGGAAUCACAUUAGCAGGCAUUGGCACCAUAGGAGUUGGUGCUGGAGGUGAGGAACAAAAGGCCUCUUCAAUAUCGAUUCUUCAUUUGCCGUGGUUGGUCUUCAUCAUUGCCAUCUUGUUUGUGUUGCUAAAUGGAUGGAUUCGCAUCUUCAGACGUCAUCGAAGAGAGCAGGAGAUGAUGGAAUAUGAAGUUGUUGAGGAAAUCAUGUAUGGCCUGGAAUCUGGCAUUUUGUUCGGAAUGGCUUCUGUAAUAUCGAAGAUGGGGUUUCUAUUCUUGGAGCAAGGCUUCUCGCCAUUGCUAGUCCCUCUAUGCAUUGCAAUUAGCAUCUCCUGCAGUGCCACUGGAUUCUUCUACCAGACACGAGGCUUAAAGCAUGGGAGGGCGAUUGUGGUGUCUACAUGUGCUGCAGUGUCAUCAAUCGUGACGGGUGUUCUUGCUGGCAUGCUGGCAUUGGGUGAAAGGCUGCCUACAGCCCCAGGGGCACGGCUUUCCCUUCUUCUUGGAUGGCUUCUAAUUAUGGUGGGUGUGAUCUUGCUAGUGAGCUCAACGAGGCUCAUUCGGCUCCUUCCACGGCCAUUCAGGCAACUCACAAGGACUGGCACUGGCCGGAAUUCCAACCUGAGGAGGUCAGCAUCAGCCAUUCCUUCUCGGGAUUCUAGCCCAAGUGCGGUUAUUCAGGCGGCAACAUUGCACCAUCUGAUAUCUUCUGCUGCAAAAGAGAAGGCUUAGAGAGCAUAAUUUUGAGUUGUUACAGAUAAUCUCCAUAACAUGCUGCUGCUGCACAUAACCUGAUGAACUUGAAGCAUAUUCAUGUGAAGGAAUAGUCGGGUGUACAGAUCUACUUCAUUCGAUACGUUUCUUCUUUGGGUUCUUUAAUUUUCUUUCCUACAGAGAAGUCCUGUUAUGCGGGCUAACGGUGAAAGCAUUUGGAUGGGCUUUUUUGUGAUUCGUUCCUUUUGGUCUCGAAUAGGCAGAUGGUUUUUGAUGUGGUGAAUAUGAAAUGAAGGAAGAUUUGCAUAUUCCUCCAGAA